This is a messenger RNA of Alternaria arbusti, 402 nucleotides long. RefSeq lists its product as uncharacterized. The transcript has 3 exons. The record is from RefSeq and is a predicted model, not a curated record. Bases 1 to 402 code for a protein of 133 amino acids. NCBI's taxonomy places the organism in Eukaryota, Fungi, Ascomycota, Dothideomycetes, Pleosporales, Pleosporaceae.
AUGUCCUCAACCAAUACCGAAGAACGUAUCCGCAAACUCUGGCAAGACAAGCAGCGCCAAGAGCACGCGAAGAUGCGUCUCUGCGACGACCUGCAGCGCGAGGCCGUGACCUACAAUAACAAGGCCCUCCACUAUCGGCAAGAGCGGGAUUUCUUCCAAUCAGUUCGAAAUGGCGUCCGUAGGCAGGAGGCUCAACUUUCGCUUGAACAAUGGUCAGCGCACGCGGUCGGCAAACACUACGACCUAGGGAAGCAGAUCCAAAAGCUCGUCGUCAUUACCGCGGCCCGCAAGAAGCUUCAAGAACAACUCGGUAUGCCUGCUACUGAGGAUGGAUAUGUUGACUGCGUCUCUAGCAGCUUAAAUACCGCUCUCAACAACGUCCUGUUUUCGCUAACGUCUUGA